UUCGAGGCCGCCUGAAUAUUGCGCCGCGUACAACUCGACGUGCUUCACCGCGUUCCAAGCGAGAUUCGCAAAGUUACGGCACAGGCCGGCUUCGACAGGCAAGAAAUGCGAAGACCGUUCGGAGGAUCGGUUUGAUAGUUUGAUCGGACCUAAAGAUGUUAGGUUAAAGGGUUAGCGUAUCUGCGUAGCAUCAAUAUAUAUGUAGUGUACACAGUAUACAUAGCAAGUAGAUAGGGUCAAGAUUAGUAUACGGACGAAUCGCUCGCAGAAACGACAUUACGCGUGAUGUCGCAAUAAGCGCAUGUAAUAGCCAUCAUAAUACUCUUUUGUACAUUACAUAAUAGUUUCAGAAAACUGUUGUGUAAUUAUUUUUCCCCUCGAUAUAAAUUAAGCAUUUUCUAUUACGCGAGGUUUUAUUCAUACAUAACAUAACAAUGCAUAAACGAUGAUAAUCCUGCCGUCAUUUUCACAAAAGUAGAUAACGACGAUAUAAAAAUCAGCCUUUUUGCGAUCAGAUGUCACUACAAUGGUGGAAUUUAAAAUUUGCCUUCAAAUUAUAAAUAUUUAUUGCUUUAACUAAUUGAUAAUGCCACCAAAAAAAUAUGCUGACCGCAGAGUUAAAUUUAAAAACAGUGACGCAAACCUGCAUAGCGAUCGGUCUGUCAUUGAUAAUGCGAUAUCUAUGUAUGACUUGUUGAAGUAAUAACGAAAGGGAGGUGAUCGAUUAGAGGGAGCUCCAGACAGCGUAUUUUGCCUGUCGAUUUGUCCUCACUCUCGUAUUCGCCAAAUCUAGGGUGUGUUGUGUGAAAUCAGUGAUUCGGAGAAAGUGAAGGGUGACAUUCUUUUCGUGCAUUCCUCGCUUCCGUGUUACCGAAUCGUUUCCAGAUGCUUGCGUGUUCGUGCACAUCGGAUAGAAAAUUCGCCAAAAUUUCACGUCGGAGCUUUUUUCCAUCCGUUGAAUUUUUCAACCUGUUGCGUCGUGCUCUUUUUUCUCGUUUUAUUUUUUAAAUACUAUUGGGAUAAUAUGGCGGAACGUGUUCUUGUAAUAUCGAAAGUGAAUGCGGUUUUUGUUAUGGCUGUGCCGACGAAACUGUGCGUGAAAAAAAUACAUGAAAAACAGAAAAACAGCGUAAAUAUGGAAACAAUUUACUUGCAAGUGAAUUAUUGGGAUUUUUAUAUCGCUUUAUUUCACUCGUGCGAACGAUUAACAAAAGUGUAUGCAUAUUUCUCUACCACAAAAAAAAGAAAAAAAAAGAAGAGAAACAUAGAAAUAUUUGUUUCAAGCGACAUUCGUGGAACGAUACACAGCGAAGACUUGGAAGAAACCAAGGUCGUUUAAUCGCCGCUCAUGGCUCUUAAACUUAACAAACACGUCACUGGGUCGAUUUGAUUUUACACGCUAAGAUGAGAUUGGAGGAAGACCUUGUGAUUCGUAGGAGCAGACCAACGAUGAUUUCGGCCAAGUACCGUGCGAGGGAGGAACGUCGUCGCUUGCUUAAAAUUUCAGCCGGUAAGCUAAGGAGGAUCGAGGACCCAGAGGCUAGCCUGUGCAGAUCGGUUCUCAUAAACAACGCCGUCAGGCGACUGCAACGUGAAAACCGAGACGAAAAGACUAGGAAUUACGGGCUUCCGGUGGUCACGUAUCUAAAUGAUUCCACCAAAGAGAAUAACGUUUCCAGCAACCUUAUCGUCGGAGUAACAGACGACGAAACGUCCUCCAGGAAGAGAUUAAGCGAUGAUACGCGGAACGAUGGAAUCAGCCCGAAGCGACAGAGGCACAACGAUCUUGACCUUCAGGACGAUGUAUUCAGUGACUUUUACAUUCUGCCUCCGACUCCGCGAUUACUGUCUCAUAUAGACGAAGUCCAAGAACCCGAAUCUCCGCAUCAUCACCAUCUGGUGUACUCCGAGGACCGCCUGGGCUCCGUAGAUAUUCGGUCGACAACAACAAUCAUUAGCACUAGCACCGCAAACACAACCACCACCAGUAGCACCAGCACGUCCGCGAGUAGUUGCUGUAACUCCGUCAUGUUCCCUACCGAACUAGAUGACACUAGCAGUCAACUAACCAGUGUUGCUAGAUCUACCGACAUAGGCAGCAUAAUGGAGGCUUCGGACGUGGUCGAUCCUGACAGGAUCUGCGAUUUUGCAAGGUUUGCAGACUCCGCCAAGACUCUAGAAGAACGUUUAGUCGAGUUACAGUCGCUGGACGAACAUUUUGAUCUGGCGAAAUUCGAAAGGAACAACAAUCAGAGUUGUGGCAGAGCGUUCCACGAUAUCCAGACCUUCCACAGUUUGGUACCUGGACUGGAAACCUAGAAGGGAGCCUCGUGCCUCGAGCACCCUCCUCUCGUCGCGUCUGGCUCGACAGAAAAAGAUGACCACGACCACGAUGACGACGAUGAUGCGGGUAGACGGCUUCGCGGCACAUACGAGGAACCACGGCGAGGAUGAACCUGCGAUCUGGGGGGGGGGGGGGAACAUUCUGUCUAGAAUAUGGCGCCCUCUAUGGGGCUUUAACUUGAUGGCACGAGCAUCGUCGACACGGCUGGACGACCUAUCAGAGGAUCUCUGUUUGAUAUUUGGGAAAGCACAAAGGACGAACUUGUGGUAUCGAGCAGUACCAGUAAGGGAAUGAUGUAUGUAGGCUUCCGUAAGGCUUAUUUUCAUCGUUCUUGAGUUUUUUUUUUUUUUUUUUUUGGUCGUUCAGCAGCUGUCAACGAUUUAAGACUGCGUGGGGAAUAAGUAAAGUACUUUUCGUGGAUGAAAUGCGUUUUCAGCAGUUCUGGGUUCGAUGAAAGUCUGGCUUCGAUUGAGUAUUGUCGAUGUGUACGUUACCAAUAGUUGAUAUAAACGUUGUUGGUUGUACGUGCAUCGGUACCAAAAUAUUCUGAAACACGCAUUACAUAUAUAAUUUGUAUAUAUUCGAGUACGUUUCUAAGAGCACGUUAACGAUUAUAUUAUAGGCGAAUUUAUAGUGGAGAUAUUUCCGGAGAAAGUGAAUAAACGCCGACACACAAGAGAAAAAAUGCCGCAAAUGAGACGCGUGCGUCUGUUGUGUAUAAAUGCCUUUAGAGUAGUUGUAAAUCGAUGUAAACGUGAAGUGCGCCCGAUAUCGAAUGAAUUUCACUAUCGCGCGAUUAUGCCACAAUGGGCCUUCGAUUUCUGUUAACAAUAUUUUAUCGUUCCUUUCUUUUUCCUUAAUUUCUUUUUUGUAGUUUCCCUUGUGAUUCUACAAACAAUGAAAAAUGAAUUUUUAGAACAUCGACAGAUUACCAUUAUCCAAUGUGUGAUUUCUUUUGUAAAUCACAAACAGAUAAUGUGUCGUCGGAUGGCGAAAAAUCGUUGGUUGUAAAAAAUAUAUUUCUUUGCUAAACUAUUUUAUUCCUUUUUUGCGUUUUUUUUUUCUUUUUUGCGAUAUUCUUGUUCGGAGUGAUAAUCGUUGAACGUUUGUGUUUCUCGCGUGGCAUUUUCUUUUGUUAACACUUUUUUCCUUCUUAUUCCUAAUGAUGAAACUCAUUAGUUAGUAUCAAUUUGUAUAACGACGAAUUUUGUUACGUCGAAAUACGCAACCGUACGAUUUAUAUACACGCUGUAUGCAUACUGUUUAUAAUCAUUGUUUUUAAAAAAGGUAUGUAAUAAGUUCGGAUUUGUAAGACGUACGUUUAACAUGGAUUUUGCAGACACUGUGCAGUGCAAUAGUAUGUCCCUUAUUUCUUCUCACAGAAGAAUACCGGAACAUGUCGCAAAUCGUUUUCGAACAUCGAAUAUAUUAUUACUACACAGAUACGCGAAUACUCGAGAUCGAUCUGCGACACUUGACCAUCUUUGCGUUGAUUAAUUCGUAACAGUGCCGCCAUGAUUCUUCUAUAAACUUAUAAAUCAGUGCAGUCUAGGUGAAUUCCUUGACUAUGCCAUUUUUAAGCUGAUUUGGAAAUAUACCGUCUUAAUCUGUUUCUGCCCCCAUUCACAAAAGUGCUAAAAAGGAAUUGGACGAUCAAUGUCACGCGUGCAAUCAUUUUUUCUACGUUUUAUUUAAACUGACCACUUUUAUACGUUUUGCACAUAUUAUAAAUUUAACGAAUCAUUCACAGGAAUACCCCCUGAUCUUUUUGUACAGGAUAAUAACAGAUGCAUUUGAAUCCUCUGAGCGUCGCGGUGUUGCGUUACGAUUCGUGCCGUAACCUGUGAGGGUAGCCGCGAAACUACAUAUUACGUAAUCGAUGAUUGAAUCAUUGUACAUAUAAACAUUUGUACCGUUCUGUAAACCCGGUAAGAGAAAAUAGAAACAAUGACGAAAGCGUGAAAAGCGAUGCAAAGAGAAAUCCAAUCUUCCUUUCGAACGUCUAAACCGCCUUUCGAGGGAAAUUUCUCGACGUGAGUCGUAUUAUCACGUCGAAGAAGGACCGUCUCGAUUCGUGGUUUGACGCGUUCACACUGUAAAUAGUCACAUUAGCACCCUUAAAAUAACUAUGUAUAAAAUUUCAUACGUUGUUUAGGUUUUUAGUACUAGUUAUUCAAGAUCAGUUACCAAUUAUAUGAACAAAUUGCAAAUAAACUGCAGAAAUAUAA
Bombus pascuorum is the source of this 4572-nucleotide messenger RNA. RefSeq names its product histone-lysine N-methyltransferase, H3 lysine-79 specific. Bases 1405 to 2319 code for a protein of 304 amino acids. The record is from RefSeq and is a predicted model, not a curated record. Gene Ontology annotation, cellular component: nucleus. Gene Ontology annotation, molecular function: transcription regulator activity. The transcript has 3 exons. NCBI's taxonomy places the organism in Eukaryota, Metazoa, Arthropoda, Insecta, Hymenoptera, Apidae.